Boleophthalmus pectinirostris (great blue-spotted mudskipper) is the source of this 2872-nucleotide messenger RNA. RefSeq names its product zinc finger DHHC-type palmitoyltransferase 18a (gene zdhhc18a). The record is from RefSeq and is a predicted model, not a curated record. Gene Ontology annotation, molecular function: protein-cysteine S-palmitoyltransferase activity. Gene Ontology annotation, biological process: peptidyl-L-cysteine S-palmitoylation; protein targeting to membrane. Gene Ontology annotation, cellular component: Golgi apparatus; endoplasmic reticulum. Lineage: Eukaryota; Metazoa; Chordata; Actinopteri; Gobiiformes; Gobiidae. The transcript is spliced from 9 exons. The coding region runs from base 358 to 1725 and encodes 455 amino acids.
AAAGGGAAGCGACGUGGGCCAGACGCAAAGAGCUGGAGGCUGCUUCGUGAUCGUGACUCGUGGAUCCCAUAAACAAGAAAUUAACCCGAUGACUUUAAGACGCGUUAAUAACUAAAUGAAAUGCUGACUGAUGAAGCGUCAAAGGGACAGAGGAAUCUUAUCAGACGUGAUCACGGGGAAGAAUGGCUUUGCUGUCUCUGUAGCUAGCUAGCGUUAGCUUCAGGAUGGUAAACUGAGAUGAGCGAAGACAAUUUUUACGAGACAAGGACAAAAUAUACUGUGCACUAUCAGUAAAAUUCAGUGGAUUUUACGUUUAAGAAGAGUUGUACUUCACGUUUUCUCUACCUCGGAACGGAAAUGAAGAGUUGUGAGUACCAGCAGAUUGACCCCCGUGCGCUGUCCGUAUCCCCGCUGUCUGCCCAGAGCCAACCCGACACCAAAGCGCAGCGCCCGCGGAGGAAAUGGGAAGUUUUCCCGGGGAAGAACCGCUUUUUCUGCGAUGGACGGAUAAUUUUGUCCCGUCAGAGUGGGGUUCUCCCUCUCACUUUGGGCCUUAUAGUGAUCACCUGUGGCCUGUUCUUUGCAUUUGAUUGCCCUUUCCUGGUAGAGCACCUGACCGUCUUCAUACCUGUGAUUGGGGGACUCCUUUUUGUGUUUGUGAUCUUGUCUUUGCUCAGGACAAGCUUUACAGACCCCGGGAUUUUACCCAGGGCUACCCCAGAUGAAGCGGCAGACAUAGAGAAGCAGAUAGAUUCUUCGGGAUCCUCUUCAUAUCGACCCCCUCCCCGGACCAAGGAGAUCCUCAUUAACCAGCAGGUGGUAAAGCUCAAAUAUUGCUUUACAUGUAAAAUGUUUCGGCCUCCUCGGACCUCACAUUGCAGUCUCUGUGACAACUGUGUUGAGCGAUUUGACCAUCACUGCCCUUGGGUUGGAAACUGUGUGGGAAAACGCAAUUACCGCUUUUUCUACAGUUUUAUCAUCUCCCUGUCUUUUCUGACAUCUUUUAUAUUUGGCUGCGUCAUCACUCACCUUACCCUGCGUUGUCACGCUGGUAAAAGCCUUAUUCAAGCCAUUCAGGAGAGCCCUGCCAGUAUAGUGGAGUUAGUCAUUUGUUUCUUUUCUGUGUGGUCUAUUUUGGGCUUGUCAGGCUUCCAUACAUACUUAGUGGCCUCCAACCUUACAACAAAUGAAGAUAUUAAGGGCUCUUGGUCAAGUAAACGAGGUGCAGAUGAUUCUGGGAACCCAUACACUUACAACAGCAUCAUCAAAAACUGCUGUGCGACACUGUGUGGCCCUAUGCCUCCCAGUUUGAUUGACAGACGAGGUUUUGUGCCUCCAGAUGAGGCAGUCACUGCUUCUUGUACUUCAGAGAUUGAGCUGCCUCCAUUCACAGCCAAGAAUGACACAAACAUGUGCACACAGAGAACAAAGGACAUGUUGGAGAGGAUGCUGCACUCCUCUGACUUUCAUGCUGUGUGCCCAGCGGGACCUCCAAAGACCUCUCCUUUGGGCCUGGAGGCCUCUAGCUCCAUGGGCCCGGCCCGAGCGCCCAGCGUGUGCCCACGGCAUGCAGGCAGCCCCUGCACAGCCUGUGCCAGGAGCAGGAAGGACUCUUUGCACUCCAUCAAUCCAGCUUUCCGCUUGGCAUCACCCUCCCCUUCAUUGCCCCGUGUCAACUUGGCUCUGAGCGACACACAGGAAGAGGGGUUCAUCUCGCUUCCCUAGUAAUGGGUUGUAUUUAGAUAUUUAAAUGGGAUGAAGUCAUACUCAGAUGAAGGUCAGGAGCCAGUAUGCCUGUACCAGUUACAUUUUAUUUUUUUAAAUAUCUUGCAAAUCUACAGAUUUAAAAUUUUUUAGGGAUCAGAUUAAUCAUCAAUUAAUAUUGACUAAAGUAACUCUGCCUGCCCACAGUUAAACUCAUCAGAGCAAGAAAGUUAAGAGGUCAUUUGAAACCAAACAAUUGGUAUCUGGCUUGAUUUUCUAUCACUCUAGUAUUAUAGGGGAGGAGUAGUUCACAUUUGUAAGUGACAUAAAGUGCUGCUACAGUAUAUGUUGACAGUGUGUGUCCAGUUGGGUAUGGCAAUAUCAUAGACACUGGCAGAAUAAGUAAUCUUAGUAAAACUAUCAGCACAAAUAAGCAAUAUAUUUUAACACUGUAAAUUGUGCCCAGACCUUUACUCAAUGUAAAGCCAUAAACCAGACAAUUCUAACUUAUGCAAACCUCUCAACUCAAGUCACAAAUGAUGUUGGCUGUGCUGUGAUGUAGAUCAGGUGAAUGAGUGAAUCUUGUGUGUCUUUGGGCACUCACUUGUCCUGCCUCAUAAAUGGUGAUCAAUAGUUGUGAAGUUGAGAAUAAUAUUGAAACCUAGUUGUUGUAUGUGAAAAAUGGUGUGGUGAAUUUGCUACAUUUUUCUUUGUUUGCUGCUGCCUGCUGGAUCAUGGAUUGCAGUAUGUAUCACUAAGUUGGAAUUUCACAUUUGUUUGUUUAUUGUCUUAUACUCUCAUCGACAGAUCUGUGGGCGUUGUGACGAGGCUAAAGAGGCCUCAGCGCAGGUGGUCAACUCAAAUUCCUGACCUUUGACCUUUUCAUGCUAAAAUAUGAUCCACUCGAUUAUGGCCACUAGAGGUCGCUGUGUAACUACAAAUGUCGGGUCAACACUACCACAAAGGUUAAUGUCUUUCAGUGUUAUGUUUUGUUUCAAGUCACGUUUUUGAAUGUACCUUAGUGGUAAGUUAAAAAGAACCACUUUUACAUUAUCUUUACAAUUAAAGAAUCUGAAGCCUUUAGAGGUUUAGUUCAAGGUACAAGCUGUGCUUGUACAAAACAGUUUUGUAGAAUGUAAAUGUGAUAAAUAAACAUGUUUUAUAUUUU